AAUUGGUCUGGGAGUCUUAUCGUAGCCUCUUUAACUGGUGCUUUUGGGUCGUCUUUUCUUUAUGGUUACAAUCUCUCAGUGGUGAACGCUCCUGCAGUGUAUAUCAAGAGGUUUUACAAUGAAACAUGGGAAAGAAGAUACGGCUUUUCAGUGGAUGAUAGCACACUGACUCUCCUCUGGUCUAUAACUGUUUCUAUUUUUGCCAUUGGUGGCCUUGUGGGUGCCAUUAUUGUUACCCCGAUUGUGAAGUUCUUUGGACGGAAAUGUACUUUGCUGCUCAAUAAUGUGUUUGCAGUGACAGCUGCAUUGUUGAUGUCCCUCUCCUUGUUGGCGGGGUCGUUUGAAAUGCUCAUACUGGGCCGCAUUAUAAUGGGUGUGGAUGCAGGCAUCUCUCUGAGUGCCCUUCCCAUGUAUUUGAGUGAAAUAUCUCCUAAGGAAAUCCGUGGUUCAUUGGGUCAAGUCACAGCGAUUUUCAUCUGUAUUGGUGUUUUCACUGGUCAAGUUUUGGGGCUGCCAGAAAUAUUUGGGCAA
Eurypyga helias (sunbittern) is the source of this 531-nucleotide messenger RNA. RefSeq names its product solute carrier family 2, facilitated glucose transporter member 9-like. Gene Ontology annotation, cellular component: membrane. The annotation marks the transcript as partial. Gene Ontology annotation, biological process: monosaccharide transmembrane transport. NCBI's taxonomy places the organism in Eukaryota, Metazoa, Chordata, Aves, Eurypygiformes, Eurypygidae. The transcript has 4 exons. The record is from RefSeq and is a predicted model, not a curated record. Gene Ontology annotation, molecular function: hexose transmembrane transporter activity.